ACGGUCACUCUGGUGCUUUGUAUAAGAAAUUCUUUUCAAAGCAGCAAGCUGAAGAAUUUAUCGAGAUAAUCGAUCCACAUAGUAUCUUAAACGUGUGGACUGACAGAUGUUGUAAUAAUUUUAAAACAAUUAACAGGCAAAAAUCAUAUUUAGGUUCUUUGAAUUCAACAGCCGGAAUUGGUGUAUUUUUCGCCGAUGAUGACCUACACAAUUUAUCGGAAUGUUUGCCCAGUUCGCAACAAACAAAUAAUCGUGCCGAGUUGUACAUGGUGAUUUGUGCUCUGGAAGUAACAGUGUCUUAUCUCGAUUUGCUUAUCAAUACCGAUAGUACAUACGUGAUUCAAUCCUAUGCCAUGUACUUACCCAAGGCUAAUUGUGAUCUAACAGAUCGUCUUGCCUAUCUUGGUUCGCAAAAACUGUAUGUGCAAUCCACCCCAAUAUAUAUUUCAAAGAAAACUAUUGAUAUCUAUUUUUUUGAAGCAGAGAAAAAAUCUGAUAAUUCCGUGAGUGUAACUGAUUUAUAUAUCGAAGAGUUUAUUCAUCUUCUUCAAAUAUUAGA
This is a messenger RNA of Dentiscutata heterogama, 559 nucleotides long. NCBI's taxonomy places the organism in Eukaryota, Fungi, Glomeromycota, Glomeromycetes, Diversisporales, Gigasporaceae. The record is from the annotation of a GenBank genome assembly.